AUGAACCUUCCUGCUCUGCUCACAGACUUGCUCACCAAAUGGAAUCAGGAGGCCUACGUCAUGCCUCGCAUCGAAUUAUUUAUGGUACUCCUCACCCUGCUGUACUACGUGAUGUUCGUGUUGUCUUUUGGUCGUCUUCGGGUUCCACAACUGUUUAACUUCCUCGACGCGGUCUGUGACUCCAUACUGGGGUACGCCAUGGGGGUCAUGCAAGCUGCACCUUUCAAGAACCAGUUGUACCCAAUCUGGGGCCUUGUUCUGGUCAGUUUUCGCUCUUGUGUCAGCUGGAUCUCCAAAUAUGAUGCAUACGUUGAGUUGAGAAAUGUCCUCAAGCUUUUUGCCGUGGCUUACAUGUAUUUAACACAUGGGUCCAAGGCAGGGCGCGUCCCAUUCUGGAUUUUAUGGGGUUUCCUUGUCCUGAAGAGCCUGAAUAGAAUUUUGAGUGGUUAUCUGGUAUCCAAAUCCUUGUGGCAUGGCCAGAGUUCAAAACUUCUUCAGGAGUACAUGGAUGUCUUUACACCUGAUACAAGGUGUAACCCUGAAACAAUGGAAGGAUACACAUAUUUGGUAUACGAGGAGUCAAAGAAAAACAUAAAGAUCAGGAACAGUUCCAUUAUUAGCAGCUCAAGGUCACUGGUUACCUUAGAUAAGAUUUGGGAAUGUGGCGACCCACUGCUACGCCGCCGCAUCAACAAAUGGGGGAACAACGCCAAGGAUAUGUGCUUGGCGUUUGCAUUGUUUCGGCUACUCCGAUGUAGGCUGGAAGGAGCAACACUGCAUGAGGGGGCUGUUUCCACAACCCGAAAGCUUAUAUGCUCGCGGAUUCCCACUGAUACUUGCGAUGAGGAAGCCCUCGUCGAUAAUGCCGAGAAGGCAUUUGGAGUCCUGAGAAUGGAGCUUGCAUUCCUCAGUGCCUACCUCCACACUGGUUUCCCUAUGGUCUUCUGGAAGGGGCUUCUCUCGCUCGCCUUUGCCCUCCUACAAUGUGUUGUGAGGCUGAGCAUGGUUUUGUGGUUGGCGGAAGACUAUUUUAUACAGUGGUUUAAGCCCAAAUUCUUUUUUCAAAAACCAGAAAUUACAAUUACUGGAAUAGCAAUUGGAGUGGUCUUUGCCUUGGACUUUGCGGAAGCUAUGAUGUACAUCUUCUCACGCUGGAUGAUGUUGCUGUGUACAUGCAAGUACGUGAAUGGCAGCAAAAUAUAUAGACACUUCAUUCGUCCCUUGGGAUCUGUUCUAGUGUUGCUUCCGAUGAUAUCAGACAUACAUAUAAACCAGUACAUCUUUCUUCAAUCAUUCAACUACAGUGCGUGGAGGUGGAAACUGGUUCACGCACUUACUAUGGGAGUUGUUGAAAGCAAGAGCGAUGGGACAAAACUCAGUGGUGCCAUCAAACUUCCCCAGAACGUGAAGGUCAAAGUCUUUGAGGCACUCGGCAGGCUCCGCUCCAUGAACCUAGAGGUGCAUCAUCUGCCAAGAGACUUCACUCCACUGCAUGCAGCUGGUGACUCCCCAGAGCGCUACUGGUCGGCUUGCCUUGAGCUACCAACAUGCUCCUGUGCCAUUCUUGUCUUGCACGUUGCAACCAGCCUCUGUCAGAUGAAGCUCACCCAAGACCAUCCCAUGGAGUUGAGCAAAACCGGAUGCUUGCGCUCCUUCCUAGCUAAAUGCCGCCGCCCUUCCAAGCAUUACCUGUUGGAUGAAAAGUCUCUUGAUGGUGAACUCAGGACUAACUAUGAGGUGGCAAAUAGCUUGUCGCGGUACUGUGCAUAUCUGCUUGUGUCCAGGCCUGAUCUGCUGCCUGAUACCAUUUUGGUGUCCAAGGUGCUCAUGGAAAAGGCUGUUGGACAUGCUCGUGAUGUGCUUAAAGACUGUGACGACUCAUGGCAGAGCAUCUACAGCAAGCUCAUGGAAGUGCCACUGAAGGAGCCCUCAGUGCAAGGCAGCCAUCAAAGGAAGCUGAGUGUAAGCAUGGUGGAGGAAGGAGCAAAACUGGCCACGAAGUUGAUUGACCAAGAAAAGAAAGAACAUCGCUGGGAGAUCCUAGCAAAAAUAUGGGUUAGUUUACUUAUACACAUUGCCCCCAGCUCCAAUGCAGAAGCACACACCAAAGAUGUCAAGACCAAACGUGAGUUCAUAAGCCACAUCUGGGCACUGUUUUGCCACUGUGGCAUCGAGAAGAGCGAGCUGUGGCAGGAGUGUGCAGGAUCAAGGAAUGAUUCUCCUGGAUCGUCUCAACAAAACAAUGGUGCUGCUGUUACCGGAGUUUUGCAAACUGCUGCCUCUGCUCCACCUGGCACUCCACCCGAAUGCCAGGCCAGUAGUGUUUUCUGUGAUCUUGAGGGUGGCAAAGACAUACUAAUUAUCGAGACCAGUCCAACCCUGCAGGGAAAAUCUUGA
Panicum virgatum (switchgrass) is the source of this 2397-nucleotide messenger RNA. RefSeq lists its product as uncharacterized. Bases 1 to 2397 code for a protein of 798 amino acids. NCBI's taxonomy places the organism in Eukaryota, Viridiplantae, Streptophyta, Magnoliopsida, Poales, Poaceae. The transcript has a single exon. The record is from RefSeq and is a predicted model, not a curated record.